Molecule: messenger RNA, 367 nt
Organism: Acanthoscelides obtectus
Lineage: Eukaryota; Metazoa; Arthropoda; Insecta; Coleoptera; Chrysomelidae
Source: the annotation of a GenBank genome assembly
CACAAUUGGUUUCAUACCCAAUGUCACAUUCUUCUGGAUCAUUGUGUUUAAUAUGUAAUGCUAGAUUGCUUGUAUUUCCAGACGUUUUAACUCGUUUGUUACAAAUAGUGCAAACGGCAGUACCAUCUUCUUUUUUGAAAUAUGACCAUAAUCUUCUUCUCUUCAGAUUUUGAAAUUAAAAUUGAGUUUUAAUUUAUUAGCAACUAACAGGUACAACACGUGUACAUGUCACACGUCAUAUCACAAAACAUAUACACUUGUCACUUGCCGUGUUGCCAGUCAAGCGUUUUACCCGUUUUUGUGGGUAUUUUAAUUUGUAUGGGUUUUUCGAUAUUUUGAUACGAUAUAUUGAAUUUUUCGAUAUCGA